Heteronotia binoei (common prickly gecko) is the source of this 2454-nucleotide messenger RNA. RefSeq names its product protein arginine methyltransferase 1 (gene PRMT1). NCBI's taxonomy places the organism in Eukaryota, Metazoa, Chordata, Lepidosauria, Squamata, Gekkonidae. The coding region runs from base 648 to 1703 and encodes 351 amino acids. Gene Ontology annotation, molecular function: protein-arginine N-methyltransferase activity. The record is from RefSeq and is a predicted model, not a curated record. The transcript has 10 exons. Gene Ontology annotation, cellular component: nucleus.
CUGUCUUCACUCUGCGCCAGCGAAGUUUCUCCUUCAGAAUAUGCAGCAAGUCCUUCCUUUGUCACAUUCCCCUCAUAGUAAAUGAGGUUGAAUAACGAGUUUGAAUGCGAACGCUCUUCUUUGAUUGCCACGUCAAGCAACCAAUCGCUGUUAUAUUCGGAGACGUGGGCAUGGAAAUGAGACCAACGUCAGUGGAAAAGACGGAGACCUUUAUUUUGACCGACGUUUUAAUGGGCCAACGGACCUUAAUUUCGGACGCAAAGCCCGCCUUAUCUGCUUCAACUGGUCUUCCUGCACCAACGGCGUUCUAAAAUUAAUGGCCGAGCGGGCGGUACCCGAAGCUCUGAUUGACGUCUCUGCCCUUCCCAUUGGAUUUCCCAAUUGCUGAAAAGAGGUCGGCGCGUGCCGCGAGGGGACCCCUGCCUUCCUAUUGACGUUGGGCCAAUGGCCAUUGAAUGUUGCUGAUGACCGACAGAGCCGGACUGCCAAUGAAAACACGGAGACCGGGGUUUCUUCACCUCGUCCCACCCCUUCUGUUUUGAGUGACGUCGGCGCCGCCCAAUGGGCUCUCAUGUCCCUUCCCUCCGCUGAACGAGGCUGGGGGUUGUCGGGCGAGCGGCUCUCUCUUUCUGUGUCUCAUUCGCAAGAUGGCGGAGGCUGCAAACUGCAUCAUGGAGGUCUCGUGCACCCAGCCAGAAAGCAGCGGAAAGCCAACAGCAGAGGAGAUGACCUCCAAGGAUUACUAUUUUGACUCCUAUGCUCAUUUCGGCAUUCAUGAGGAGAUGCUGAAAGAUGAGGUGCGCACGCUGACCUACAGAAAUUCCAUGUUUCACAACCGGCACCUCUUCAAAGACAAAGUGGUCCUGGACGUUGGCAGCGGGACAGGGAUCCUCUGCAUGUUUGCGGCCAAGGCUGGUGCCAAAAGGGUCAUUGGGAUUGAAUGCUCCAGCAUAUCUGACUAUGCUGUCAAAAUAGUCAAAGCCAACAAACUCGACCAUGUGGUGUCUAUCAUCAAGGGCAAGGUGGAGGAGGUGGAGCUGCCUGUGGAGAAAGUGGACAUAAUCAUCAGCGAGUGGAUGGGCUAUUGCCUCUUCUACGAGUCCAUGCUCAACACCGUUAUUUACGCUCGUGACAAGUGGCUGACUCCUGAUGGGCUCAUCUUCCCAGACCGCGCUACUCUAUAUAUCACAGCGAUUGAAGACAGGCAGUACAAAGACUACAAGAUCCACUGGUGGGAGAACGUGUAUGGCUUUGACAUGUCCUGCAUCAAAGAUGUGGCGAUCAAAGAGCCUUUGGUGGAUGUCGUUGAUCCGAAACAGUUGGUCACCAAUGCUUGCCUCAUCAAGGAGGUGGACAUCUACACAGUGAAGGUGGAGGACCUCACCUUCACGUCACCCUUCUGUCUCCAGGUGAAGCGCAAUGACUAUAUCCACGCCUUGGUAGCCUACUUCAACAUAGAGUUCACCCGUUGCCACAAGCGCACUGGAUUCUCCACCAGCCCCGAAUCUCCCUACACCCAUUGGAAGCAGACAGUUUUUUACAUGGAGGACUACCUAACAGUGAAGACGGGAGAGGAGAUAUUUGGCACCAUUGGCAUGAAACCGAAUGCCAAGAACAAUCGAGACCUGGACUUCACCAUCGACUUGGACUUCAAGGGCCAGCUGUGUGAGCUGUCGUGUUCCACGGAUUAUCGGAUGCGUUAACCUGUCUGCCCUUCUGCUGUUUUCUUUUUUUCCUCCUCUCCUCCCUUCGACCUUCCUCACACCCAGAGCGUAACCCUCUCCUUUACCCUGUUCCGUUGGCAUUUUCACUAAUCCAUUUCAUCGUGUAGUUCCCUUUUUUGCUGCUGUUAAGCUGCAACUCUGGGCCAGCAAGGAAGAGGAGGGGCCAGUAUUAGACGCUGGGAGGGGGAAGAUAGCCAAGACCCCCUCCCCAACCAGAUUGCCCCUCAUUUUUUUCAAUACCUUCCUCUCCCCCCCUCCCCAAGGAACUGAGUCGGUUAGCACAACUGAAAAUGUGCACGUGUUUUUGUCCAUCUGUUCAUCCCAAGGUUGGAGCAGCGCCACAUCCAUCAUGAAGUUUUAUCUCGCUUGUUAAAUCAUUGUUGGUCUCCCCUGCCAAACUGAUGCCCAGAAUCUUUCUGCCUCCUACACAGUGCCCAGAGUAAACUCUGUCCCUCGCUGUCUCCUCCAGAGCAAAUGUUGCUCAGUUUUUUUGGAGGGGGAGAAGAGAGUGCACGUGUCUGUUUAGCAUUCAAUCAGGGGUGUGAGAGAAGAUGGGGAGUCCAAACAGGUUUUUAUCAAGGGGUAUUUGGAGGCAACAUGCGUACAUAUAUGUGUGGAAAAGGCAUCUCUAUUUUGUGGGUGUUUUUUUUCACUGACGAUUUUGUACUUUCUUCCCCUCUCUUAAACUUCCUGUUUGGAUUUGUGGGUAUUUUUGGUUUCUUUUGUUUUU